AUGGCAGCACUCAACUUGCUCGGCCUCGCCACAGCGUUGGGCGGUGUCGUCUACGCGUCUUACAGCGGUGCGGUCUCGCUCACCGACUCGACUGUGACGGACUGCUAUGCUUUUCGCGGCGGCGUCGUCUUCGCGUCUUUCAGCGGUGCGGUCUCGCUCACCGGCUCGACUGUGAGCGACUGCUCGGCUGGCUCACAAGGGAACGGCGGCGUCGUCUCCGCGGAGAACAGCGGUGCGGUCUCGCUCAUCGGCUCGACAGUGACGGGCUGCUCGGCUGGCUAUUACGGCGGCGUCGUUCAUUCGUCUGGCAUCGGUGCGGUCUCGCUCAUUGACUCGACCGUGAGGGACUGCUCUGCUGGCUCUACCGGCGGCGUCGUCUCCGCGUCUGGCAGCGGUGCGGUCUCGCUCGUCGGCUCCUCCGUGACGCGCUGCUCUGCUGGCUCUGUGCGCCGCGUAGAGCUAGCCGCCUCCAACAGCGCCGCACGGCAGCGGGUCGAGAGAUAA
Emiliania huxleyi CCMP1516 is the source of this 504-nucleotide messenger RNA. RefSeq lists its product as hypothetical. NCBI's taxonomy places the organism in Eukaryota, Haptophyta, Isochrysidales, Noelaerhabdaceae. Bases 1 to 504 code for a protein of 167 amino acids. The record is from RefSeq and is a predicted model, not a curated record. The transcript is spliced from 6 exons.